GUCACAAGGCCGCUAGCCCUGUCCAGGCCCCCUGACUGUGAUUGGCUGAUUCGGAUCUGAACGGCGAUGGAGAAGGGCGGGAACAAAUAGCAAAGACAAAGAAAACCUUUGGGUGUGACAAUAGGAGAGAGGCUCCCGGGCUGAAGUCUCAAGAUAGAGUCUUGUUUUUGCCCACCCCAGCUCCAAGGAACAAAGGUGGAAUAGACCCGGCCGGAGCUGGAGCUACAGCCUCAGUGCCCCGUACCACCACCGCGGUGGGGGCAGGGCCAGAGGGCGGAGCUAUGUGGAGUUGGGCUGCACUGAGUAAUUGAAAGUGGCUUCCUGUGGAGCUAUGGAGAAGACGGAGUCUCCUGUUGCGGCCUCAGUGGGGAAUCGCUUGGAGGGGUACGUAGGGCAGUACCUGGAGGGGUCAGAGGUAUCGAGACAGACACUGGGCUGCCCUCCGGGGUAGCCCUGUUUCGCGGUACUGGCCCCCGCGUACACCCCGGGGGCACUGCAAUUCUCAGUCCUAGUUCAAGCCGGCCCUCGGAAGGAAUAAUGACCCUGGGUUCCCGACGUAGUCCGCACCUUGGAGAGGUUGCCGGCCUUGGAUCCGGCAGAUCUCCCGGUGGAUCCAACCCCCACUGUCCUGGAACCAGUGGACCUAGGGCGUCCAUCCCCGAGCCCAGGGAACCUCAAGUCUACAAUUCCGGGUCAACUUUCUUGCAUCCUUACAACUGUGAGGAUCGGCCCCGGAGUAUCCUCAAAAACAGCAGCUCUAUCACGAUGAAGAAAAUCCCCAGUACGGAGAAGAAGUCUCAGUGCUGGGAUGAGAUGAAUAUCUUGGCCACCUACCACCCUGCUAACAAGGACUAUGGCUUUCUGAAGGUGGAUGAGCCCAAGACCCCCUACAACAGGCUGCAGGACAGUGAUGAGAAUCUGUCAGCGGGGUCCUCCCUCAAGGUGACUCCUGAAUCACUGGCAGAGAGGUUGGCAACAAUGGACAAUUUCCUCCCCAAGGUCCUCCGGUAUGGAGAUAACAGAAGCUCAAGGGCUGCAGAUGAUUUUUCCAAGACAUAUUCCAGUGAUUUUGACAGGCAUCGAAAGACACAUUACUGUGAAGGGAAGUUCCUGAAGGCUCAGAAAAACCAGCCCUGGGCCAAUGAGGAAGAUAGCAGUGGUGCUAGUGCCAGGAUCAGCAGUAACGCUCAAGAUAUGAUGAUGGACCCUAAGUCUAGGACGGUGGAGAAAGGCUGGGCAGGAAGACUCGUCACAGGAGUCAAGAAUGAGACUGGCCUGAUGAAUGACAGGCAUGUCCUAGACACCAAUGAUUCUUCUAGCUCCAGAAAUCAGUUCCCCUCAACUUCAAACCCCAUCCUGUUGGAGAAAAUGGAUUCACAACGCAGGGAAUAUUUUAGCAAAGGAAUAUACCUGAGGUCCUGUUCCCACCCAGAGCUUCAAGAGGAUAUAGAUGAACAGUAAAACGAUGAAACCCUGCAGCUCCAAUGGACUCAGGAAAAGGAACCUAGACUGUGGAAAAUGUAGUGAACUGGGGAUGAAGUGAGAGCACCCUUCCCCUACCUUUACCACCUAAGGGUGGACAAUAAAGUAAAGAACAGGCA
This is a messenger RNA of Nannospalax galili (Upper Galilee mountains blind mole rat), 1601 nucleotides long. RefSeq names its product protein phosphatase inhibitor 2-like. Gene Ontology annotation, molecular function: protein phosphatase inhibitor activity. The record is from RefSeq and is a predicted model, not a curated record. NCBI's taxonomy places the organism in Eukaryota, Metazoa, Chordata, Mammalia, Rodentia, Spalacidae. Gene Ontology annotation, biological process: regulation of signal transduction. Bases 538 to 1461 code for a protein of 307 amino acids. The transcript has 7 exons.